Eimeria necatrix is the source of this 951-nucleotide messenger RNA. RefSeq lists its product as hypothetical. The transcript has 4 exons. NCBI's taxonomy places the organism in Eukaryota, Apicomplexa, Conoidasida, Eucoccidiorida, Eimeriidae. The record is from RefSeq and is a predicted model, not a curated record. The coding region runs from base 1 to 951 and encodes 316 amino acids.
AUGGAGCGAAAAGGAAAACAAACCCCACCGCUCAAUCUUCCCCUCUCGGGGAAGAAAGAUGUACAAGUAUCCCCGAGAUAUUACGAGCCCGGCAGCUCCCACCGCCACUCGGUGGCUAGUACUGGCGUAGGUGAUUCAUACAGCCCUCUAUUUCGGUCGCCUGAACUCACCUACAGAUCGUCGGCGUUGCCUUCUCCCAAGGCGGUCCAGUCUAGAGUGCCGCCUCUCCCUCCUUCUAAGGGCGCUCGCCAGCAUGUUCCCCGUCGAGACGUUCCUCGCCCCGCCGUUCUCGUGUCUUCUCCUUUCGAGGAGCUGCCGAGAGGGCAACUGAUCACUCCAGAGAUCAUUAAGGCCAAACAGCGGGGAACAUCUUUGCCUCCUUUGAAAGAGGCGCAUCUCAACAUGCUUGACGAAUACAUCAGUCCGGAGACUGCCAACUGGAUAAACACAAUUCCCCCGGAGGACAUGCUGAGGCUUUCUGGCUCCACGGACCAAACGCACGACCCGAGAUUCACGGAAGAACCCGUACAGUAUCAUCUUGACCAUCCAUUCCCGCCUUCUGUCCUCAAGAAGUAUCCCAACUACGCAGACUUUCCCCUUCUGUUGAACAAAGUCCAUCGCCCCACCCUGAAGCCAAACUUUAGAGACCGACACGAAGUCGAACAUCUUCGUGGACAUAAUGAAGCAAUGCUAGAGAGCCACUGUGGCGAGAAGCCGCUGGACAGCCAAGUGGCCGUAAGGGAGGCAUACAUGCACGUGCCGAAUUUCGGCCGCGUUCAAGUAGUGCUGACGGACUACCCAGAUGGCACGAGCUACCCCCUUGUGACUCUUCCCAAGAUGACCCCUCAUGACAUCCUGAAAGUGCUGGACAUGCAGAAGGCGGCACAGCAGAGGUCGUGGGUGAACGUUUUCUUCAGCAUUCUCCGCAAGAUAUCAUGCGGCUUGUUUUAA